Messenger RNA from Lolium rigidum, 1360 nucleotides. Its product is annotated as quinone oxidoreductase-like. Gene Ontology annotation, molecular function: quinone reductase (NADPH) activity. Bases 39 to 1190 code for a protein of 383 amino acids. Gene Ontology annotation, cellular component: cytoplasm; cytosol. The transcript has 4 exons. Gene Ontology annotation, biological process: cellular response to oxidative stress. The record is from RefSeq and is a predicted model, not a curated record. Lineage: Eukaryota; Viridiplantae; Streptophyta; Magnoliopsida; Poales; Poaceae.
AUGCCCUGAAGUCUGGUGCACAAACGAUCGAGGCAAAGAUGCCUGAAGUUUGGUGCCCUGCUCCCAUCACACUCAACCACCAUUCCCACUCCCCUUCUUCUCCCCACCAGGCUCCUGCCCCACCUCUGACCACCACAAACCGCUUCAACUCGCGCCCUCCUGCUCCUCCUGACAUCGGCCGCCGCUGCUGCUCCACCGCCGACACGCCGGACAUGGUGAAGGCGAUCAGGGUCCAUGAGCUUGGCGGGCCCGAGGCGAUGCGAUGGGAGGAGUUGGAGGUGGGGGCGCCCAAGGACGGCGAGAUCCGGGUGAAGAACACCGCCAUCGGCGUCAACUUCAUCGACGUCUACUUCCGCAAGGGUGUCUACUCCGCCCCACUUCCCUUCACACCCGGCAUGGAAGCUGUUGGCGUGGUGACCGCCGUAGGGCCAGGUCUGACUGGCAGGAAAGUUGGGGAUGUCGUCGCAUAUGCAGGCAUGCCUAUGGGUUCUUAUGCCGAAGAGCAGAUUCUUCCAGCCAAUGUCGCCGUCCCUAUCCCGCCUUCGAUAGAUCAUAAGACGGCAGCCGCUAUCAUGCUCAAGGGAAUGACUGCCCAUGUUUUACUGCGCCGUGUAUUCAAGGUCGAGGUCGGCCAUACUGUUCUUGUCCACGCCGCUGCAGGUGGAGUUGGUUCUCUCCUCUGCCAGUGGGCAAAUGCCCUUGGAGCCACUGUCAUCGGAACCGUCUCAAACGAAGAGAAAGCCGGGCAUGCGACUCAAGAUGGGUGUCACCAUGUGAUCUUGUACACCAAAGAAGAUGUCGCAACGAGAGUCAAAGAGAUCACAGAUGGAAAAGGUGUCAAUGUGGUCUACGACUCUGUCGGAAAAGAUACAUACAAGGCUUCUCUAGACUCCUUGGCUUCCCACGGUUACAUGGUUUUGUUCGGGCAGUCCUCUGGCUCGCCCGAUCCCAUCUCGAUCAGCGACCUGGCUCCCAAGUCAUUAUACCUAACUAGGCCUGGCAUAUCGAGCUACACUGGCACCCGCGACGAGCUGCUCCAGUCGGCCGGCGAGGUGUUCGCAAACGUGGCAAGUGGGGUGCUGCGCAUCCGCAUGAAUCACACAUACCCGUUGUCCGAAGCGGCCCGUGCACACGCUGACCUCGAGGCCAGGAAGACCUCCGGGUCAAUACUUCUCAUACCGGAUAACUAGACAAACACCAUUUUUUUUCAGUUUACAGUGAGACAGGUGUAAACAAAUGUUAGGAGUUGGCAUUUGAAAAUUGAAUUCUAUAAUUGUCUUACUUGUUUGUGUUGAAUUCAGUAACGAUUCAUGCAUGGACCUCCGUUUUAAGGAAUAAGGCGUCCUCGUUUUACGUGUUU